Molecule: messenger RNA, 2139 nt
Organism: Mugil cephalus (flathead mullet)
Lineage: Eukaryota; Metazoa; Chordata; Actinopteri; Mugiliformes; Mugilidae
Gene: eri1
Product: exoribonuclease 1
Exons: 7
Coding region: 296-1324 (342 amino acids)
Biological process (GO): exonucleolytic trimming to generate mature 3'-end of 5.8S rRNA from tricistronic rRNA transcript (SSU-rRNA, 5.8S rRNA, LSU-rRNA)
Cellular component (GO): cytoplasm; nucleolus
Molecular function (GO): nucleic acid binding; 3'-5'-RNA exonuclease activity
Source: RefSeq, a predicted model, not a curated record
UGUGUUUUGGCGCAACGCGGAAGUCGUGACAACUGUCCACCCCUAACCGUUAAUGUGUCGUUUAAUUUCUAACUUUGUCAGAGAACAGAUUAUAGCUGAUUAAUUUAACAUAUAUGAUAAUUUUUUUUUGUCUUUUAGCCGUUUGGAGCCUUUAACGGCUGGUCGCGUUCAGGAGUUAAACAGGAAGUUCAGCUAAACCACUUCCCAACGGAUUGUCAUGAAUUCACCUCGCGUUUUUUUUUUAAAAAUAAGAAUAGUUUAAAUUGUUUUUUUCUGGAUUAGACUUUGGCCUUAAAUGGACGAGCACAAGGAGAAUAUUCACGGCAAGGAUGUGAAUGUGAAGAUGUCUAACGCAAGAGAAGACGAGAAGGAAACACCUUGCGGCAGAAUAUGUCCCGCCGGAGAAUCUGCGCCUCAGGUGUCCUCGUCCAACGAGUCCAACGGCGACUUCAGUCACCCCGUGUACAAAGAGAUAGCCUUGGCCAACGGACACAUCAACCGCAUGUCAAAGGAGGAGCUUCGGAUCAAACUGUCGGAGCUGAAGCUCGACACGAGAGGAGUGAAGGAUGUGAUGAAGAAGAGGUUGAAGAGCCACUACAAGAAGCAUAAGCUGAUGCAGACUGCGGCAGAGGGAGGCCCCACCGACACCUACUACGACUACAUCUGUGUGGUGGACUUUGAAGCGACGUGUGAGGAGGAUAACCCACCCGACUUCCAUCACGAGAUCAUCGAGUUCCCCAUGGUUCUCAUCAACACGCACACCUUAGAGAUCGUGGACAGUUUUCAGGAAUACGUGAAACCGGAGCUGAACCCUCAGCUUUCAGACUUCUGCGUGAAGCUGACAGGAAUAACACAGAAAAUGGUGGACGAAGCAGACCCGUUCCCAGACGUCCUUCGGAGAGUUGUGGCUUGGCUUCAGGAGCGGGAGCUGGGAACAAAAUACAAAUACACCAUCCUGACUGAUGGAGCGUGGGAUAUGAGCAAGUUCCUCAACAUCCAGUGUCGGAUCAGUCGGAUCAGAUACCCUCAGUUUGCUAAGAAGUGGAUUAAUAUAAGGAAGUCAUAUGGAAACUUCUACAAGGUUCCCCGCAAUCAGACCAAGCUGAGCACCAUGCUGGAAAACCUGGGCCUCAAGUACGAAGGCCGCCCUCACUCCGGCCUCGACGACUCGCGCAACAUCGCCAAGAUAGCUCUCCGCAUGCUGCAGGACGGCUGCCAGCUGCGCGUCAACGAGCGAAUGCACGCCGGCCAGCUGCUGUCGGUUCCCAGCUCGGGCCCCGUGGAAGGAGCCCCGCCGCCGUUCAACCCCGGCACCAGACACUAGAGCCUCAAACGCAAACUUGUGCACAUCUGUCUUUACCCCAGACUUACAGGAGGAGAAUAAAACACUUUUAUUGUGGCUUGCAGCUGUAAAUGAAACGGGGUCAAACGUUUUGAUUUAAGAUUGUGCAGGUCUUUGACUUUAUGUGAAAGUCCCUCUCCGACCAUUUAUUUUUACACCAGAUGUUUAAAAACAGAGAAUUCCUGUGUCACGAGAGGAUUUUCACGAACGGUGUCGUUGUGUUAAACCUGCCUCACCAUGCCUUAUUGAGCUGCUGAGCUGCACCCGUGAUGGUGCAAAAUUCAGUUUUUUGGUUCAGGUGUUGCCCCCGAGAACUAAUAAUUUUACAAAGAAUAAAUGUGCAGCUUCACACAAAACAUCAGUGUCAACGUUUCCCUUUAAAAGUCUGACUGAGUAUGACUACUGUUCUAUUGUAAACAGAAAAAAAAGCUGCUGCUAUUGCUGUGCUGUUUUAAGUGCUACGUUAAAAAAAAAAAACCCAGCCAUGACAUCAAAGUAUUUGUCGCCUGUUCAGUGAGUUGAAAGUUUUUCUGAGGUCUGUGUUGUUUCAGACUCUGUGAUCCUAUUAGCUCCAUGAGUAAUAGUCAUUACAAAUUCAUAUAAAGUGCAGAUGAUCGGCGGGAAUUAAAAUUUGAUGUAAGCACCGUACGAGUUGAGUCUGUUGAGAUGUCGUGUCCUCUUAUGUGCGGAUGCUGAAUUCAUUUUUAUUCAUGGAGGUCCAUCUCUUAACAAGAAAAAAUAUUCUUCUGAAUGCAAAAUAAUAUAAAUAAAACAUGUUCUCUGUUGUUUUUUGUAAA